This is a messenger RNA of Eremomyces bilateralis CBS 781.70, 1128 nucleotides long. Its product is annotated as aromatic compound dioxygenase. Lineage: Eukaryota; Fungi; Ascomycota; Dothideomycetes; Eremomycetales; Eremomycetaceae. Gene Ontology annotation, molecular function: oxidoreductase activity, acting on single donors with incorporation of molecular oxygen, incorporation of two atoms of oxygen; ferric iron binding. The record is from RefSeq and is a predicted model, not a curated record. Bases 1 to 1128 code for a protein of 375 amino acids. The transcript is spliced from 5 exons.
AUGGUGAAUCUCCAGUCCAUCGUAGCUGCUGCGGCUGCGGCAUUGAUGUUCCAAGUCUCGUAUGCGCAUCCGGGAGGAGAUGCAGACCAGGAGCUGGUGGAGCGUGCCGCAUUCCUUCAAAAGCUGGGUCCUCGAGCCCCUAACGCCUGUCAAACGAAACUGGCGGAGAGAGGAGUUGCUGCCAAAUUGGCGGAGAGGAGAAAUGCGAUGAUCAAGGAUAUUCGAGCGAAACGCGGUCUUCAAGCACACGCGCCGUUCCUCCAGGCUCGAGAUCUUAAAAAAGUUUUGGCCACGAACCACCAUUAUACUGGAUCCGCCAUCACUGCCGAAUCCACCCCAGAUGUUAUCUUUGCGGGGGUCAAUGAGACCGUGCUUGCCCCGGAGACCACGGAGGGCCCGUACUAUGUUUCGGGAGAGCUUGUCCGGUCUGAUGUGACGGAGGAAGAGCCUGGUGUACCCCUUGCGCUCCACAUUCAACUGAUCGAUAUCAACACCUGUGAGCCUCUCCCCAACAUUGCCUUGGAGAUCUGGCACUGCAAUGCAACCGGUGUGUAUGGCGGAGUCACGGCGGGAGGAAUGGGCAACGGCGAUGCGGCCGACACCACGCUUUUGCAAAAGAAAGCACUGCGGGGUAUCCAGGUUUCCGACAAGGACGGCGUCGUAUCCUUUGAAAGCAUCUUUCCAGGGCAUUAUACGGGUCGUGCAAUUCAUAUUCAUAUCAUGUCUCACGUGGACGCGAAAGUCAACCCCAACAAUACUCUAAGCGGUGGAACCGUUGCUCACGUCGGACAGCUGUAUUUUGACCAGGAUCUAAUCACCCAGGUUGAGAAGGUCGCGCCAUACUCCCAGAAUACCGCUCGGAUUACCACCAACGAAAAUGACUUCAUCCUGGCCCAAGGAGCCGGUAACGAACAUGAUCCCGUGGCGGAGUAUAUCUUCGUUGGCGAUGGGGUCGACGACGGCAUCUUUUCGUGGCUCACAGUUGGCAUCGACCCCGCCAAUGAAAAGACGGUAAAUGCUGCGGCGACUUGCACCGAAACUGGGUGUACCAGCCGUUCGGGCGGUGGAUUCGGUCUUCUAGGAGGGUUGGCUGGCCUGUUUGGAGGGUUUGGGGGCCGCGGGAACUAG